Molecule: messenger RNA, 4848 nt
Organism: Patella vulgata (common limpet)
Lineage: Eukaryota; Metazoa; Mollusca; Gastropoda; Patellidae
Product: axin-1
Exons: 11
Coding region: 691-3480 (929 amino acids)
Biological process (GO): negative regulation of canonical Wnt signaling pathway
Source: RefSeq, a predicted model, not a curated record
CAUGUAGUAUGGGGGGAUUGUCGGCGGCGGGCAUGUGGCUUUGAUCUUCUGCAUUCAAACUUUUCAAAUCGCCAUCAUCGUUUUUGUUCCUUUCAACUGUUGUUUUCAGUCGAGAUAGCCUUUGUGUGAAACCGCAAUGCAAAGGUAAGCUCUAUCUGUUAUCCUCCUAUGGAGCUUGCCAUAUGCCUAUGUAUAUAGUGAUACGACCCAGUAAGUAGCAAACCGCGUUCCAACCUAGUGAGACGGCGUCAGCACCACCACCUCUACAUUUCUAGUGUAAUUCGUUUACUCUGUUUAUUAAAUGUGUGAUGAAGUUUAUUACCAUGGAUUUACGUACAUCGCCAUAGAAAAACAUGAUAUUGAAAAGGAUUUAUUUACGUGGUAAAGUUAAAUGUCUACUUUUAGAUAUUAUUUUCGGAAUCCCCAGCUAAAAAUAGGACUAGGGGAGUAGAUCUACCUUGCAAAAUAAAGGCUAACAUAACAAUGAUAGACAUUAGUUUAAGUUCACAAGUUAUUCUCGUUCAGUAGUGCGCUGUGGAUUAUAGACCGAGUUCAAAAGGACACAUUUCGCCUUCAACUCUUCUCCUGACAUACAAGUUGUUUUAUAGUUAUAUACAUGGAUGAUGUAAACACAGAUUAUCAGAACCAUAGCAUCUUGUGGUCAGUGAUUGACCUCACACCCUUGUGAGGAUGACCAGCAAGAAGGUGUUUGAAUUUCUGAAUGAUUCAGGUGGAAACAACUUUACUGAAUCGGCACCUCGACCGCCCGUUCCUGGAGAAGAAAAUGAGCUCCAUUCAAACGGUGGAAUGUCAACCCGUAGUAGUGGCUCUCACAAGAGCCAAGUUUCAAGCAAAAGCCAGUCAUCUGGUAAAAGUAUGUCGUCCAGCAAAGGAGAGAUGACACAUUCUCCUGCAGCAACGCCUCGCAAAUCAAAUUUGGAUAAAACUGGAGGUUCACUUAGUUGUUCUACCCAAGGACUGUUCAGUGAUGAUAUGGACGCUCCUCUUGGGUUUGAACCAGAAGGAAGUGCUGCAAGUUCACCGCCCUUUACCGAAAAUAGUACACCCCCACAUUUAAAGUGGGCAGAAACACUGCAUCAUUUACUCAGUGAUAGCGAUGGUGUUGAAUUAUUUAAGGAAUAUUUAGAAAAAGAAAGUGGAGGGUGUUACGAAGUGGAUUUUUGGUUUGCUUGUGAAGGAUUAAGACAAAAAGAUGAACAACAGUUACCAAGUGUAAUAAAAGUGAUAUAUAAAAAAUUUGUGCGUCAUGAUAAAAUAAAGUGUAUUGAUAAAGACACACGACAGGGAAUAACAGACAAAAUAAAUCGAAAGGAACAAAUGGAUAGAACUAUUUUCGAUUCUGCACAAGCUGAAGUUGAAGGUUAUAUGAAAGGUGUGACAUACCCUGCAUUUUUAAACUCCGAUUUCUAUGUGCAAUAUGUGCAGAACUAUGGCGAUAGUCCUAAAUCAAGCCGCUCUAGUGGUUCAAAUAGUGCUAGGCCUGUAUCCCAAGCGGGACUCCUACCGGCCCUUAUUGAAGACAAAGAAUUAGAAAGUGACCAAUUAAAUUAUGGUUCUGUAUCUAGUGUUUUGAAUAAAUCACAUGGUCAUAAUUUUCAAAGACCAGAAUUACCUGGUGCUAGAAGAACAGAAACUCUUACUGGGUGCUCCCGAUAUACCUCACGAAUGUUAAAUUCUGCUUACCCAGCCCAUGUUUCCUAUGCCCCUGUAUCUACUGUGGAUAGUGAAUUACAGAGUUUGUCCAGUGAUGCCUUAACUGAUGAUACUAUAUCAUUAACUGAUAGUUCUGUAGAUGGUUUGUCCAAUAGAAGCUGGAAGCGAAGUAGAAAGUCUAUGAAAAAUCAAGCUCAGGUUAAUAGAGAAACAAGUGCUGGUCUCCAUUCACACAUUAUACCUCGAACGGAAAGGGCACCAAAAGAUAGAAAUAUAGCAGAAACUGAUCCAAAGAAAUUUGCCAGUCUGGUCAUUGAAAAAUUAAAACGGGUAUAUGAAGAACAAGAAAUUGGAAUAAAAAUGGAAGAGAAAUUAAAAUGUUUAGAGUAUGAUAAAGCUGAAGAGGAAAAAAUGUCCUCCUCAAUGGUAAAAAAUACAACAGCGUCUUUCAAUAUACCAUUCAUACCUUCAAACUCUGUGAUAGAAGAUGAAACUGCUGAAAGUAUUUUAGAUCAACAUUGUAGUAGAAUUUGGGCAAGUUCAAGUCAUCAUACGCCUAGUGGACAUUCACCUCCUAAUAAAUCCCCAACAUUAGCACGUAAAAAAUUCAAUCAGUCCUUACCGGCCACAGGAACUGGAUCCAGUGCCAUACAUUCACGUAGUUUACAACAUCGCAAACGUGAUUGUCUUUCGUCAUUAUCGUGUGAUAGUGGUGUAGGAGAUGAAAAAUCAGGAAAAGAGACACAUAAACACAUUCAUCAUCAUCAUCACCAUCAUCAUCAACCACGGACAUCUAAAACGCGGAUGGAAAAAGAAGCCCAACAUGCGAGUAUGUCAUGUUGGACUGAUGUGCUUGGACAGGGUAAUCGUAGUGUUACGAGUAAAAAGAAAGCCAGCAAAUGUGUUAAAUCGUCUGAUAGUAGCAGUUAUAUUGAUAGUGGAAUUAGUACUGUGUAUGAUAAAGAAUCCCUACCUCCAAUGCCUAAUUUAAUGGAUCCUACAAGUUCCAAGGUUCUUUCUUGGAUGUUGGAGAGUGAUCGUGUUGCAGAACCAUCAAGUGGCUAUCAAGAUUCCGAUAAAAGUUCCAGUAAUCGCAAAUCACAUGCAGCUCGGCUUAACCAUUCAGCCAGUGCUUCUUUACCAUCCCAUAAGCAAGGAUCUAAGAAAGUCUGUGGCACACAUACAAAUAGCCGUUCUACGUCUGUGGAAAGAAGUGGUAACACAUUACAGUCUUGGGUACCACCAAGUCAAGUUAUGCCCAGUCAACCUUUUGCACAGGAUACUAUGAUGCCAUUGCCGCCACAUCCUAACACCCGUACUCAGCUAGAAGAGGCAAAAAGAAGGCUGGAAGAUUAUCCUGGUUCACCAAUCAAGUCAAAAUCUUUCACUGGUGUGUCAAAGGGCCAUACAAUGCAGUCUUGCUCGUCUCAGGUGCGGACAAUGCCAUCGGCUAAAACUGUACCAUCCGAUCUUGACAGAUCAGGAAGUCAAACCUUAGAUCGAUCAGUGCUAUCUAAUAAAUCAAACAAUGCCAACGUAUCUACCUCAUCAUCGAAUACCACUGUAAUUGGAAUAUAUUUCGGAACAGAACCUAUACCAUAUCGUCAUACUUUACCAGGACGUAAUAUAACAUUAGGCCAAUUCAAAACUCUUAUAACAAAGAAAGGAAACUUUAAAUAUUUCUUCAAGACUGAUAGUGAUGAGUUUGGUGGGGAAGGUGCUGUCUUUGAACAAAUAAGUGAUGAUAAUGCCGUCUUACCAAUGUGGGAAAACAAAAUAGUUGCUAAAGUCGACAAGAUUGAAUAAGAUGGUCAUUUGAAGUGAUUAAACGGGAUAUUAUUUUAUCAUAAACGUCCUUAGAAUAGGCAACAUUCUUAAACUUUUCUUUCGAUGCCAUAUGUAAGAAUGUUAACUGCAAUAUUCUACUGAUGUUAAAGAUAAUUAAAUUUAAUCCCCGUAUUUGUUCAAGAACAGAAAAUGUUGUGCAUCAAAUAUCAGAGUAAUCAAAGACAAAAUGUUGUGAAUGCCAAAAACUAGUUUACAUUAAUGUUAAUUAAGUAUAUAUAUUAUAAAUAAUAGUAUAUAUAUAUAUAUAAUGUAUUUGUAUAUGACAAAUGGCAAGAGGCAUGGCCAUUUUCUUUGUAUAAACAUGUAUAUAAUGGAUGAUAAUUAAAACCAAUAAUUUUAUUGACUCAGGGGAAGACUCGCUGUCAGUGAGUACUAUGUUUUAUGUGGUGUUGACAUGUUUUAAAUAUGGCAAUGGUCAUGCAUUAUAUGAACGAACGGGUGAUACCAUAGGGUACAAUCCUUUAUUUCAGUUUCAUGAAUUUAAGCAUAUCAAACAAAACCAAUCUGUUUAAACACUAAACAGUGUCAUAGAUUUUCAUAUAAAUUACUUCAGCAAUUUCUCAUUAAUCUGCAUGACAUUAAUGAAUUGAUUGCUACAAUAUUUUUGUUUUAAAUCAAAUAUAUUACAAAAUCUAUUUGAGUGCUUUAUCUCUUUUAUUGUCUCCUUUUUUUAUAAGAGCAAAAUUUUAUUCAACAAAUCAAAUUUAUUUAUUUUUAAUACAAUUAAAUGUUUUGUUUGACUAUUUUGAUCAAAUGAAAUUUCGGAAUGUGAAAAAUUGCUUUUUUAAAAUUCAAAACCAUUUUGGCAAGAGGCAUUUAAUAUUAAAUUAAUACAUUUACAGACAUAAGAUCAAAAUAUGCAAUAAUUUAAAGAAAAAAAAUGCAAGAACAGUAUUAAUGUAUGAUUAUUAUAUUGUGCCUUUAUCAGUGCAACCUGUAAUUUUCCAUGCUGUGAUAAGCUAUCUAGAAAAUGAACAAAAAGCACAAAGUGAAUUUUUUUUCCUGAUCAAAUGAGAAACUUUAUAUUUCCUUUUAAUUUAUGUGUAAAUUUAAAUUCAAACUUAUAUAUUAUCUUUGUACACUGUUAUGUUUUAUUUGUGAAUUGUGAGCAUUUUGCAUGUCCUCUUUGUAAACUAAACCUUAUAAUUAAAAUACCAAAGUAUAAUUACAUGUAUAAUGUUGUUUCUAUAGAGAAAUAACUGUAUAUAUAAAUAUACAAAUAUAUCAGUCUUCAAUAUUUAACAUCAAGACAAAUAGCCUUCAUCAGACAUUGUAAAUUGUAACUUAUUCAUAACAUGUCAUAGGUAAAAUGAAUAAAGUUUGUAU